This is a messenger RNA of Homarus americanus (American lobster), 1119 nucleotides long. Its product is annotated as zinc finger MYM-type protein 1-like. Bases 1 to 1119 code for a protein of 372 amino acids. The transcript has 2 exons. Lineage: Eukaryota; Metazoa; Arthropoda; Malacostraca; Decapoda; Nephropidae. The record is from RefSeq and is a predicted model, not a curated record.
AUGAGCUCUAAGAAUCCGGGAGUAUUUCGUGGAUUAGUUGAUUUUGCUUGUGAACUGGAUUCUAGCUUAGAUGCUCAUUUAAAGACCGCUACAGUUUUUAAAGGAACAUCUAAAUCAAUACAGAAUGAACUUUUAGAAUCUAUGUUGGAAAUUUGCAAAAAUAAGAUCAAGGAAGAAGUAAAGAAUGCAGAUUAUUUGGCAGUUAUGUGUGAUGAGACAACGGAUAUUUACGAUAAAACACAGAUGGUAAUUGUUCUAAGGUAUGAGCUACAAGGGAAGCCUGUUGAGAGAUUCUGGGGAUUUUUUAACCCUAUCAACCAGACAGCAGAAGCCUUAUCAAGUGUGUUACAUAAAGAGCUCCAGACUUUAAUUGGUGAUUGUCCACACAAGCUCAUUGCCCAAACUUAUGAUGGUGCAGCUGCUCUAAGUGGAGUCAAUAAAGGUGUGCAAACCAGAAUAAAAGAAGUGUAUAUCAAUGCCCACUUUAUCCACUGUUAUGCGCACCAACUGAACUUGAUUUUGGGAAAGGCAACAUCACAGAAUACCAAUGUUCGUGUAUUUUUCAAUAGCUUGUCAGGAAUACCAGUAUUUUUUUCUAAGUCUCCACAAAGAAUGGCUGCAUUGGAGAAUGUUGCUGGUCAUCGAAUUCCAAGGCCAUCUGCAACACGUUGGAAUUUCAAGAGCAGAACAGUCAAUGCUGUGCAUGAAAUGAAAGAUGCACUGAUUGAAUGUUGCAGCACACUGGAAGCAUCUAACUCAAGAGAAACUGGAUCUGCAGCAGCUGGUAUCAAAAGAAUUGUGAAUGAUCCUGAAUUCGAAUUUUGGUUGGAAUUUUUCUCCAAAGUAAUGCCUCAUGUUGACAUCAUGUUCUCUCAGCUUCAGUCUAGAAAUAUUGAUGCAGCUAAGGCUAACGCCUCUUUAAAAGUUUUUAAUUCCGCAGUUCAGAAGUUAAGAGACGAAUGUGAUGCGAUGAUGUUGCUGUUGCCUCCUGAGCAGAAAAGAAGAAAAUUUAAAACAGACAAAUUAGCUGCUGCAAAGGAGUGUAUGCCAAAAAUUUCCCUAGUAAUGAACUUGAACAAGCAGUUGCAGCAUAUCCCAUGCUUGAAAAAGACAAAUUGA